Oldenlandia corymbosa var. corymbosa is the source of this 1912-nucleotide messenger RNA. Lineage: Eukaryota; Viridiplantae; Streptophyta; Magnoliopsida; Gentianales; Rubiaceae. The record is from the annotation of a GenBank genome assembly.
CUUCUUUUUUUGGGUUAUGGGGAAAACGGUGUGGGGCUUGGAGGGGUUUAAAACGUUGAGGGUAUUUUCGGAACUGUGUUAUGAGUUUUUCACUUUUAGCUGUCACAGAAUUUGGAUUUUUUACACCAUCCGACAAUAAAUUACUGCGGUCAAUAAUGUGUCGAGUCGUGCACAAAUUUUUUUAGUGUGGGCUAUACCCGACCCAAUAAAUAUUGUCUCACCGUCUGCCUCGUUCCGGCGACGAUCAACGGUGUUAGUUACAGCCGCCGUCGAUUCCUCCAAUUCCAUCAACCAAACAAUCUGGAGCUAUCUUUGUGAUCGUUUUUUGUGCACGAUAAUUCAAUAAUGAAGAUUGUUCGAAGAGAUUUUGUGCCAGAUGGCCCUGGGAGUGUUAAGAUGGUGGCGGAAGAAGCAGAUGAUUUGUGGAUUGCUUACAAUUUGAUUGCAGCGGGUGAUUCGGUUUUAGCUGUGACUGUUAGGAAAGUUCUGAGGGAGACGGCUUCUGGAGAUAGAGACUCUGAACGGGUGAAACUGAAGUUGGAAAUUGUAGUUGAGACAAUGGAGUAUGACAAAGAAGGGUCUGCCUUGCGUAUACGAGGAAAGAAUGUUCUUGAAAAUGAACAUGUGAAGAUUGGUGCAUUCCACACCCUGGAAAUUGAUCUGCAUCGGCCUUUUGUCUUAAGGAAGGAGGUCUGGGACUCGCUUGCACUAGAAGUUCUCCACCAAGCAUCCGAUCCUUCUGCCAGUGCUGAUUUGGGUGUGGUUUUGAUGCAAGAAGGAUUGGCCCAUAUUUUUCUUGUUGGUAAAAGUGUGACAAUUUCUCGUUCUCGAAUUGAAACCUCAAUACCUCGCAAGCAUGGUCCUGCUAUUGCUGGCUAUGACAAAGCUUUGAACAAAUUCUUUGACAAUGUCCUGCAGGCAUUUCUCAAGCAUAUUGACUUCAAGGUUGUCCGAUGUGCUGUGAUUGCCAGUCCAGGAUUCACAAAGGAUCAAUUUCAUCGUCAUCUGUUGCUAGAGGCUGAACGAAAGCAAUUGAGAGCUAUUAUUGAGAACAAGUCACGCAUUGUUCUUGUACAUACAACCUCGGGUUACAAACAUAGCUUGAGAGAGGUUUUGGACGCACCAAAUGUUAUGAAUAUGAUAAAAGACACAAAAGCUGCCAAAGAGGUUCAAGCGCUGAAAGAAUUCUUCUCAAUGCUAUCAAAUGAUCCAACUCGUGCUUGCUAUGGACCUAAGCAUGUUGAAGUUGCCCAUGACCGAAUGGCAGUCCAGACACUUCUCAUCACGGAUGAGCUCUUCAGGAAUUCUGAUGUAGAGACGAGGCAAAAGUAUGCCAAUCUGGUGAAGUCAGUUAAAGAUUCAGGGGGCACUACAUACAUCUUCUCGUCCAUGCAUGUCUCUGGUGAACGUGAGUUCUAUUAGUUUGCUUUUCUUCUUCAGCUAUAGGAUUACAGGCUCACAGCUUUUAUGCAGUGUGUUCUUAGCUUCCUGUGCUCACUUCCACAUUCUCUUCCCACUGAUUCUUUUGGAUGAUAUUUGGCAGAACUCGCACAAUUGACCGGAAUUGCUGCAAUCCUCCGCUUUCCACUGCCAGACUUGGAAGAUAUAGAGAUGUGAUAUAGGAGAUCGAGUUGGCAUUAUUAGUUAGCUUCAGUCCCUUUGGUUGUAUAUUUGUUCUAUAGGAUUUAUAAUUGUUAGUUGAUUACGUAUUGUCGGUAGUCCAUACCAAACCGAGCGUGUGAUUGCAUAGCGUAGUGCUUGCUACGAAAGUUUCAUAGGAUGCGUUUGCCUCUAUGAUUACACCAUCUUGAAAUUGUUCUCUAUCUUCAUUUUUUAUUUUAUUUUAUUGGGAAAUUUCCUUGAAGUAUUGAAUGUUUUGAAAUCCCUAAUAAGGGUGUUAAAUUUUGAAAAU